Molecule: messenger RNA, 357 nt
Organism: Eruca vesicaria subsp. sativa (arugula)
Lineage: Eukaryota; Viridiplantae; Streptophyta; Magnoliopsida; Brassicales; Brassicaceae
Source: the annotation of a GenBank genome assembly
AUGAAUACUUUCACAGCCACAUCAGUUCUAAUCGUUGCGAUUAGCAUUUUGCUCAUUGCAUCCAGCGUUCAAAGUACUGAACAACAAGACUACUUAAACACUCACAACGCCGCACGUUCGCAGGUCGGAGUACCGAACCUUGUAUGGGACGCAACGGUUGCGAGCUAUGCACUGAACUACGCAAACGCUAGAAAAUCUGACUGCAACCUCGUGCACUCGACAGGACCAUAUGGAGAAAACCUAGCCAAGGGAAGUAGCAGCACGUUCUCGGCCAUAUCGGCCGUGAAUCUUUGGGUCGCUGAGAAACCUUACUACAACUACACUACCAAUUCUUGUACAGGCUGCAUAGAUGCAUAA